Molecule: messenger RNA, 2366 nt
Organism: Ceratotherium simum simum (southern white rhinoceros)
Lineage: Eukaryota; Metazoa; Chordata; Mammalia; Perissodactyla; Rhinocerotidae
Gene: PRRC1
Product: proline rich coiled-coil 1
Biological process (GO): activation of protein kinase A activity
Cellular component (GO): cytoplasm
Molecular function (GO): protein kinase A regulatory subunit binding
Source: RefSeq, a predicted model, not a curated record
UCAGCUGCCAGCAGACACUCUUGCGGGUCCCCAGUAUACCUUAAUUGAAUAAAAAUGAUGGAAGAGAGUGGAAUAGAGACAACGCCCCCUGGGACUCCUCCACCAAAUCCUGCCGGGCUGGCCACUGCUGCAGUGUCCUCCACCCCAGGUCCUUUAGCUGCAGCCAGUUCCUUUUCUUCUCCAGAUGUGUCCUCUCUGCAGUCCUUGCCGCCGCACGCCUACUCUACCCCCCAGCCGUCCCUCCCCCCUGUGAGGCCCUCUGCACCGAUGCCUUUUGUGCCUCCCUCCCCAGUUCCUUCUGUUCCACCACUUGUUACUUCUGUACCACCUUCUGUGCCUCCUCCAACUGCUGCUGCCUUCAGUAAUCCUUCCCUACCCCGCUUCCCACCUUCAACUUCUGCCCCAAGCACUCUUUUAUCUGCACCCUCUGCGGGUCCUCCUACUUCAGGUUUUUCUGUUGGUUCAACUUAUGACAUUACGAGGGGACAUGCAGGAAGAGCCCCCCAGACGCCCCUGAUGCCAUCAUUUUCUGCACCUCCAGUAACAGGUAUUUUGCCAGCUCCCAUUACUCAGCAAGCCAGUUUGACAUCUCUGGCACCAGGACCUGGAAGCACAUCAGCCAUUACUUUUCCAGAGGAACAAGAAGAUCCUAGAAUUGGUAGAAGUCAGGAUGAAGCGUCUGCUGGUGGACUGUGGGGUUUUAUUAAGGGUGUGGCCGGGAAUCCAAUGGUGAAGUCCGUGCUUGAUAAAACCAAACAUUCGGUAGAAAGCAUGAUUACGACGCUGGACCCUGGCAUGGCUCCAUAUAUCAAAUCUGGAGGUGAACUGGAUAUUGUAGUGACCUCAAAUAAAGAAGUGAAAGUCGCUGCCGUCCGAGAUGCCUUCCAGGAGGUCUUUGGCUUAGCUGUGGUUGUGGGGGAAGCUGGGCAGUCCAAUAUCGCCCCACAACCGGUGGGCUAUGCGGCUGGAUUAAAAGGUGCUCAGGAACGGAUAGAUAGCUUGCGUCGAAGUGGAGUGAUCCAUGAAAAGCAGACUGCUGUGUCCGUAGAAAACUUCAUUGCAGAAUUGCUACCCGACAAGUGGUUUGACAUUGGUUGUUUGAUAGUUGAAGAUCCCAUCCAUGGCAUUCACCUAGAAACGUUUACACAGGCCACACCAGUGCCUCUGGAAUGUGUACAGCAGGCUCAAAGUCUAACACCCCAGGACUACAGUCUGAGGUGGUCAGGCCUUUUGGUGACAGUGGGCGAAGUCCUGGAAAAGAGUUUACUAAAUGUCAGCCGGACUGAUUGGCACGUGACUUUCACUGGCAUGUCUCGUCGACAGAUGAUCUACAGUGCAGCCAAAGCAAUAGCGGGCAUGUAUAAACAGCGCCUGCCCCCCAGGACCGUGUGAGAAAAGACUGCCCCGGGGUGCUGAGACUUCCCCACUUGGAGCUUGGUAGUAAAGAAGAGAUCAUACCUUCUAAAAUUGGAUAGCUUCAAUGAAUCCAGCAGUUCUGAUAAUUUUCUUUUAGGCUGCAGUUUUUUUUUUUUCUUAGGCAUGGUGUCAUUCCAGUAGAUGAAACACAUCCUUUUUAUGAUCAUAUAAUUUCAUAUACCAUAGUUCUCAAAAGAGAACUUAUAUAAAUAUUUUUAUAGGACAGUUUGAUAUAUCAGAUUUAUAAGGUGCAAAAUUUAUGUGCUAAGACAUUUAACUUAAUGAUAUGUGCUUGAUUUUUUUUAAGACAUAGUUAAUUAAAGAAUAUGUUUACUAAAUAUUCUUUAAAAGCGUUGUUUCUUUUAAUUCAUGAUUAAUCUCUUCCCUGUCAGUCUUUGAAGCUUUUUGUGUGUGCAUGUGAUCUGAGGCCUGAUGCCGAGUGGUGUGCUCAACAGUUUACCUUAAGACACCUACUCAUAGGGAGAUGGCAUGUGUGUCUACACAUGUUUUUAACAUGGGCCAAAGUAACAGAAUUGAUCAUUUUCUUUUUGGUUAUCAUGUACACAUAGUCUGGAAAAAUUCUACUUUUUUUGUUUUUUAAAAUAAGUUUUGGCAGUUCACAGAUUUAUACUAUGAACAUUGGGGUAAUACAUUUUUUCAUUGCUCUAUGACAACUGAGUGGCAAAUGAUUCAAGUAUAUUUUAAAUCAGAAGCAUCUGUGUUAUUUUCAUAUAAUACUAUGCAGUACGUCCAAGUAAACUCGGACAACAGCCAUUGUUUGUGCUUCUACACAUAUUUUCCCAACUGUAAUGGAGAAAUUUGAGAGGGAAUUACUUUGUUGUUUAUGGAAUUGUCUGCCUCUUAUUUUAGUUAAGGUUACUUCUUACUUAGUUUGCCUUAAACACUGCUUUUCUAACUUUGUGCCAUUCUGCCUUUACUUUAUAUGAAAG